This is a messenger RNA of Leptomonas pyrrhocoris, 3660 nucleotides long. RefSeq lists its product as hypothetical. Gene Ontology annotation, biological process: mitotic DNA replication checkpoint signaling; DNA replication initiation; mitotic G2 DNA damage checkpoint signaling. The record is from RefSeq and is a predicted model, not a curated record. The coding region runs from base 1 to 3660 and encodes 1219 amino acids. The transcript has a single exon. NCBI's taxonomy places the organism in Eukaryota, Euglenozoa, Kinetoplastea, Trypanosomatida, Trypanosomatidae.
AUGGAUGUCCCUGCCACUCGCCCCGAGGUGACGACCACCGGCAUCUACGGCGAGGAACUCAGCCAGGUGCGGCAACGUCUUAUCCGCAACGACCUCUCUUGGUGUGGCGACCUCACUGCUCGUACGCAGGUGCUGAUUGUGGGCCGCGUCGCCCCCGUUGGCUCGCGCAAGCUCGCCGUGGCCCGCUCAAGACGAUUGCCGUGUGUGUCCCCCACCUGGGUCACCGCUGGCGCGUGCUCGCUGGACUCCACGGACGCCUUUGACGUCUGCCACGAGCUGUCCGGUAGGGAGGUGUGCACGACGAGCCUGAACCACCUGGAGCGCGAUCGCGUGCAGGCGGUGUGCACGGCGCGCGGUGCACAGUACAACCUGCUUCUCACGCGUCAAUGCAGUCUGCUCAUUGCACCGACUUCGGCGCUGGCCUUUACGUCGCCGUCCGCCGCUUCGCCAGCCACCGCCAACGACAAGAUACGGUUUGCACGGAGGCAUGGCAUCUGGACUCUCUCCGUGGAGGAGUUUGCUCUGCGCUAUGGUGGUGAGUCAGUGCCAAAGCAGGACCUUGCUUCUACCUCCCCCGGUGUUGUUUCUAGGUCGCAGCGAGAUGCUCAACAGCUCCCUUCGCUCAGAAGGUCCAGCGGACUUGGCGAGAGCAGCAGUCACAUCCGUCAUGACGUGCUUGUGGAGCUCAAAGGGGACAUGAGCCGUGAUGCGACCACCUCUGCGGAUCCUUCGAGCAACCUCAUUACGCGUGACGUUCUGGUGUCUCGCUCGGUGCGAUGCACGGCCCUCUCCGUGCAAUCCGCCCCCUCUACGCCGCGCCCUAGUGCCGCAGCUGUUAACACUGUGGAGACCUAUAAAGCAGCCUCUGCGCUGCACUCUUUAGACGUGGAGGAGAGCUUGCACCACGGCGUGGGCGUUGCCUUGAGUGCGGUUCAGCCCACUCUGCCCUCACAGCUGAGCGCUAUUGCGGCCACUGGUGCUUCCGUCGCUCCGUCCCAGUCCCCGCGGUCGCUGGAGGGUGAGUUUUCGGACGUUGUGGCGUACUGCAGCCCUCCGCAUUGCCUGACGACCGAGCAGCACGACCUGCUCUGUGGUAUGGGAGUGGGCAUCGCGUCGCAGCUGACUCCCUUUACAACGCACGUGCUCGUACUUGGCGAGACGGUGGAGGAGUGCCUGUACCCUCGGCCCGGCCUGCAGAUUGUCUCGUGGCGGUGGGUGUCCCAGAGCCAGCUGGAGCAGCGGCGGCUCUCGUGUGCGGGCUUCCGCGUUCACCUUGAGUUCCAUCCUGUUGUCACCUUCACUGGGCUGUCGGCCAGCGACAAGCACGAACUCGUGGCGGCGCUCCGCCACUCGGGUCUGCCGUGUGAGGUGCAGGAGGCGUUGGUACUCGGCGGGGCAGUGCGGAAGCCCGCCUUCCCAGCCGACGCCUCGAGGGAGUCGUUUCUACCACGCAGCACGACCCAUUUGGUGUCGCUUCGUCACCAGCUCCUUGAAUCGCAGAAGGUGGCGGUGCUCGCACAACAUUGCCUUCAACACACACGGCGUCCUUCCGCUUCUUCCCUCGCCUCUUCCUCGCUCUGCCGGCUGGUCGGUGUGGAUUGGAUAUACCGGUCGAUCCAACACGGCCAGUGGCUGGACCCUGAGUUGUUCACGCUAACCCUUCCCCAUCCAGAGGCGUUUGUGUUGGCUGCGGCACGCAAAACAAAAAUGGCAGAGAGGCCGUUGUCGUCGCUGUGCCACCACUCGCAGUCGUUAGGCAUGGUGCGCUCCUCCGCAGUGACCGGCGCCGCACCUCUGCCUCUUCCGCAGCGGGGGCGUCCGUCCUCGCAGCCGAGCCCUUCGCCGUCUGUCGCCACGGGGAUUGCAACGGCGUGCGCUUCCUCGCAGUUCGCACCACCGCCUCCGUCCCUUCACUACUCGGGCCGCUCCCCUCCGCGAGCAGAGGCCGUGGUGGUUAUGGAAGGGUUGGAAGAGAGGGAAGAGGAAGAAGGCGCCGCCCUAUCUCAACCCAACGCUCCUACCACCUCGAAUGAUGCGCCGGGUCUGCUGCACGGCUCCCCGCUGUCUUCGUCGACGCCGCUGCCGGUAGUGCAGCAAGAUGAAGAUGAUGAGGCGGCGGGCGGGGAGUCGCCAUCGGCCACCGCAGCGUUCCGCUCCGCUGUGCAGGCGAUACACGCGUCCCAGCCGCCGCGACCUUCGCAGGCGGAGCGUCAGGCGUCGACGUCGUCAUCGUCUGGUCAACACGGUGGUACCGGUAGCAGCACCAAUAAUACUAGUGAUGACGACCAUGGUGGCGACGGUGGCGGUGCGUCUCCAUCAGAUAACCACCCCACCUUGUCGCUGCAGCACACGGCUCAAACUGGCACUUCGUACACCUUCCUAGGCACGCAGUACUCCCCAACUUUUGAGAACCUGCUUGGUGAGUUGGAGGCCUUCCCACCGAGUGUUCUGGGCGGUGGCGUGCCGUUUUCUUUACUGGGGGAGCCGGCCCGAAUUCAGUUUGCGAACGCGUUGUCGCUGGCGGGGCAGAUCAGUGACGCCUCGCGUGCGCAGGAUGCGGAGUCGGCGCUGAACUCGCCGCCCACGUUUGUCAGCGCGCACGAGUGGCAGCAGCAAACGCAGCAAAGUGUGUUACAGCGCGCCUCGCUGCACCGCCAACGCCUUCCGCCGCGACAGCAGCCGUUUUCCCUGCCCGGCGGCAACAUAUCCGACGAGUCGCAAGUGAUAUUUUACCAAAUGGGAGUAAGUGACCACGGUGCCGUAAGUGCUCCCUCUCCAGGUGGCUCGCAAAGCAAUCCGCAGACGAGCAACGCAGACGCUGUGCUAGGCUCUGCCACGACAGCCUCCUCCGCUGCUACGAAGGCGACGCCGGCACGCGAAGGUGUGGAUGGCCCGGCCAACUCCAACGCACGCUCCUUUGCCACCUCAGCUGUCUUGCUCAUCACCAAAGACGUUCUCAAAGGCAACGACUUUGAUUGGGAUGCCUUUGCGGCCCGUUUCCCGCACUGUCGGCGAACAAGCAAGCCAGAAGAGUGCACGCACUUCAUCACGGCGAAGCCGUCCAAGACGGAGCAGUUCCUGUGCUGUCUCGCAGCCGGGCACUGGAUCCUGACGCCGGCGUACUUGAGCGCCUGCGCAGCGGCGGGCUACCUCGUCAAGGAGGAUCCUUUUGAGUGGGGUGUCGAGGUCGCCGCGGUGCUGAGCUGUCGUUCGUCGGUGGUUUCGCUGGUUCGUGGGUGUAAAGUGCAGCGGCUGGCACCGGAACUGCCGUUCGCGGGGUGGCAGGUGCGUGUGUGCUGCACCAGCGCGGCGAGGACUGACAGCUUUCUGCGUGUGUUGCGCAACGGCGGGUGUACGUCGCUCCAGACUGUGACGGCGGAAGAGGUGCUGGCGUCGGCCAAGGCGAGCAAGUCCGCUGACUCGGUGGACUCGUGCGCGGCGGAGGCGACAGUGGUGCUGGCAGACGAUGCGAUGUUCACGGAGGAGGAGCUGGAGGACUACGUCGGGCGUGUUGCAGUGCGGCAUCGCUGCCCCAUUCUGCGGCUCGAUUACUUGGUGCAGCAUUUGUGCUCCCCGGGAACGCCGCGGUCUGAGAUGGACCUCCUGCACUGCCUGCGAUCGCGCAAGCGUAGCCGCACGGAGUCAUCCCCGGCUCAUUAA